Molecule: messenger RNA, 808 nt
Organism: Oryza brachyantha (malo sina)
Lineage: Eukaryota; Viridiplantae; Streptophyta; Magnoliopsida; Poales; Poaceae
Source: RefSeq, a predicted model, not a curated record
CUCGCGGGUGGGUAUACCUACACGUCUCACGAACACAUCACAAUUCACAAGACAAGCCGCAACCAGCGCGAUGGGGAAGAGCGGCGAGCAGGAGGCGGCGAGCCGUGGGUUCGGUACCGUGGAGGAGUUCUGGGGGUUCUACCUGACCCAGCACUCCAAGCCCGGCACGCGGCGCUGGCACUUCCUUGGCACGCUGGCCGGGCUCGCCUGCGCGCUCCUCGCGGCCGCCUCCGGCCGCGCUGCGCCCCUGCUCGCGGCGCCCGUCCUCGGGUACGGCAUGGCAUGGUACAGCCACUUCUUCGUGGAGGGCAACCGGCCGGCCACGUUCGGACACCCCGUCUGGUCCUUCCUCUGCGACCUCCGCAUGUUCUCCCUCACCCUCACCGGCCGCAUCGACGCGGAGUUCGCCCGCCUCCGACUCCAGCCGCCGGCUGCCUCUGCACACCGGGACUGAUCCGCCCAAGUGUUCGUAGAAGCAACAUCAAGAAGCUUCUGAUCCGGCACGCAUAGUACGUUCUUGGAAGUGUAUUAGGUCUGAAUCAUUACAAAUCGAAUCUGGUAUUUUUCUGAUUGCUUUGAUCUCAUUCCUGUCCGAUCUGUUUUGGUUUGGUUUGGGGGAAACGGUAUGGAUAAGGAGUCUAUCCAAAAUUACCGUGGUUAAGGCUCGUUCUUGAGAACCGGCACUUGAAAAUCGUUUUGAUCAUCUACUAGAUCAUAAUUGCACAAUAAUACUGCUUUAUUUCCUGUAAUACUUGACGCUCCAAACACAAAUUUGUGACCGAAGCACAAGGUUUCGUAGUACAACACG